AUGGGGCUGCGAGUGGGGUCAAUGACACGCACCCCGACCCACGCUGGGGCACUGAUACAGGACGUUAGUCACCCGUGGGGUGUACGCGCAAAGCUACGUAACACGGAUUGUGAUGUGGGGAGUGAAAGCGGCGACAUGUGCCCGGCGCCGCUCGCUUUGUCGAGUGUGGACCUCGUCGCCAUAUGGCGUGCUCAUGGAGAGCUUAUCUGCCACUGGGUCGAAUGUAAAAUCGAAAAUUUGCACCGACCGACAUACGCCCGCCGGUCAUUAGCUGCGAUGGCCGAAGUGGCGAUUGGGAGUAAU
Messenger RNA from Iphiclides podalirius (scarce swallowtail), 303 nucleotides. NCBI's taxonomy places the organism in Eukaryota, Metazoa, Arthropoda, Insecta, Lepidoptera, Papilionidae. The record is from the annotation of a GenBank genome assembly.